Messenger RNA from Cicer arietinum (chickpea), 886 nucleotides. RefSeq lists its product as uncharacterized. NCBI's taxonomy places the organism in Eukaryota, Viridiplantae, Streptophyta, Magnoliopsida, Fabales, Fabaceae. The record is from RefSeq and is a predicted model, not a curated record. Gene Ontology annotation, molecular function: ubiquitin protein ligase activity.
CAAAAAAUAAGAGAAGAAUGGUGGCAAUGAUUCUGUGAAGCUUGAGAUUGAGUAACGCCGAUUCACAUAUUUGCAUAUUCAAAAGGUUUAGUAGAUCUAUAAGAAAGCUACAAUUAUUAAUUGGUUUUGACAACAAUGAAUAGCCAAGGAGGUGGUAACAACCAUGCAAACUCAGAAGAUUUUGAAGAACAAGCCCCUCUUGUAGAGCCAACAGUUUAUGCUCCUGAUCCAGAACUAAGAUCAGUGAUAGAGACUCGGAUUCAAAUUGCUCUAGAACGUCAACGAUUGGGACAACCUUUAACAUUUGAGGAUGUAAUGGCCCUCGAUUAUGAAGAUGCGUUACGUCAUCUUAACCAACAAAAUCAACGCCAACAUGAGCAACAACCACAACCACAACUAGAAGAAGAACAGAUAGACAAUCCAAUAUUGAGAGAAGAAGAAAUUAUGAACAAUAUUGGACGAGAAUAUUUUGAGCCUAUCGAUGCUGAGAGUGUGCAAAAUAUGGAAUUAUGUAGCAUUUGUCAGGUGAACUAUGACAUUGGUGACGAAAUUGGAAGAUUAGACUGUGCACAUAAAUAUCACAUGAGUUGCAUCACACAAUGGAUCCUAAGAGAGAACAGAUGCCCUCUUUGCAAUCGAAUGGGAUUAUAUUUUAAUUAAAUGAUGAAAAGUGUGGCUAAAUCAAGUACUUCAUAUGAUUUAUAUUUCCUUGAGCUUUUGCAUGUUUUUUUUUACAUAUAUUACUUAAAAUAAAUGUAUUUCAUUGUCGAUGAGACAUGGACGGCAUGAUGGGAAGUUAUUUCUUUGGAACCUUUUUGAAUUUCUUUUUUGUAAUUUCAUGGAUAUUAGUUAUUCAACAUUAUCAUAUUAUAUGUUGCGUUGUCAA